Messenger RNA from Cydia pomonella (codling moth), 1813 nucleotides. RefSeq names its product geminin-like (gene geminin). The record is from RefSeq and is a predicted model, not a curated record. NCBI's taxonomy places the organism in Eukaryota, Metazoa, Arthropoda, Insecta, Lepidoptera, Tortricidae. The transcript has 5 exons. Bases 140 to 664 code for a protein of 174 amino acids. Gene Ontology annotation, biological process: regulation of DNA replication.
CAUUUCACAUUUCUUUCGGUUGCUUGCUAUGCUUGGUUUGCUUAGAAAGAAAUUGGUUAAUGGUUUCCGUAUUCAUUUCGUAUAAUACGAAGUGAUUUAGUGUAAAACAAGGAGUGCUAACAUCCCUGAAGCUUCCAUCAUGAGUAAUCGGGAAAUUCAGGGUUCGACGAGGGUGACUAGAAAGGGACUCAAGACCCUGCAGCACACAGCUUCUGACCGAGAAAACUUAGUCGGCAGGCCGUCUAAAACUCUGAAGCAUCAACUGAGUCAGGAUUCGCCAGUUGAUGUUGAGGUCAAGCGCAAGAAUUUGUCAACUAAGGAGACUCAAGCCAACUUUGACACUAAGAUAUCAGUGGAUGAUCUCACCAAUCCUGAAGGCGCAUCGGAGAAGUAUUGGCAAAUCCUAGCGGAAAAGCGCCAAGUUGCUUUACAAGAUGCCUUGGAUGAGAAUGAAAAGCUCCGCCAACUGAUAGAGGAACUUAAAGAAAAGAAUGCAGAAUACAAGCAGAUGUUGGAGGAGGCCAACAGUUUCAUUGAAGUCAUUAAGGACGAGCUGAACACUGGCAGCAACGACGACACAGGCAUCGACGUGAACGACGUCAGCACGGCCGACGAGACCUCGGAAGAUCCUGAACCUUCCCCUAAAACUCCCAAAAAGAAGUAACUUGGUAAUACUUAAAUAUGUUCACUUUUAAUGGCUUAAAGCUUUUGUGAAUAGGUAAUUUGUUAAGUAUAAAAUGGACUAACUAUCAACAGGUUAAAUGUAUUUCAAAAAAAUAUAGAUGACUACUUAAACGUUGACACUUGAUUUAGACGCGUAAAACAAUAUUAACAGUCCACUGAACACUGUCUUUGAUCGUAAUAAUAUAAGAUUCAUAUACUAACCAUGUCUUGUCACACGAAAAAUUGAUUGAUUGAGUUUUUUGGUGUCAUUCAUACUUAUUAGGCGGAUCCACACAGAGCGAGCACGCGCGAGGCAAUUUCCUCGCGCACAAAACGGAAAGUGUAGACGUGCCUCGGCCGAAUCGGCGCGGUAGGUUUUGUGCGCGAGGAAAUUGCCUCGCGCGUAUGCUCGCUUUGUGUGGAUCCGCUUAAUAGCUCAUAAUUUUAAUACCAGCUAUGAGUGUCUAAAGUCGUUAGCGGUGACAUCCAGCGCCAAUGAGUGUUGAUUUAUAUUGUCAAAGUAACCUUCAUGCUUUCCAGUAUUAUAUUGGCUCCCUUGCGCCCAUAAUUACGGCAUGUGAUAGGUUUUUUAUAUGACAUUUGGUGGUUUAAUAGUUAAGAAUAUGUGGCGUUCCAUGCUUAUACUCCAUGUGCAUGGAAAGACAUGUAUUGAGUUUUAAUUUCCACCGUGUAAUUAAUAAUCUGAUUGAUAGUUAGUCUCUUUGGGAGAAUCAACUUUAAGCGUCACUCGUUGCCAUGGUUACGAUUAGUUGUCCAGGGGACAAAAGUUCAUUGAAAUACUGAUUUUAUGGUACUUAAAUGUAUUAAACUUGCGUUUUUGUGGUCGUUAUAACCAAUGUCCAUAAUGGGCCCCCUACUAAGCAUGUUAAUAGAACGGCAUACAACGUCUCUUCAAACAAACUGUGCCACUGUUGUCCCUUGGACAACGGGACAGGAUAACAAAACAAAAAAAGUUGAUUCACCCCUUUAUAGUAUAAGUAUAGCACCAAAUAACUACUUACAAAAUCAUAUUUACAUUCAAUCUCAUUUAUGUAUCAGUCUCUAUGGCACUUAAUUCUGUUUCUUUCAUUAUUAUGUAUAGAUAGUUAAUAAGUACAAAAGAUUAUUAUUAAAACCGCUGCCAACUUGA